AGCUGUGGUCGAUCACAUAGUCAGUGGGAGGAACCAAGCGAAGUUCUUGACAAGGAGGUCAAAUUUUAAUUUCAAAACAACAGGGUCUUUCCAUUCCGAACCUUCAACCGUCGAUGCAGAUCGUAUCUUACAUAUUUAAACUAUCAGAUUGUAUGUCUUGGUGAGCAAUCGGGUCAUUUUUCAAGGGGACACAGACUUGAACUUUAUUUUAUAUUUGGACUCGCCUGGUUUGUUUGGUUGGCUCUCUUUCUUCUGACGCAGAAACGCUAAUAAUUAUCAACGUACGUGGGCAUAUACCUUCAUAACAGCUCACAUCCGCUCGAUUUCUUGGUUUUAUACAUCUGUCGUAUCGUAGGAAGAUCCUCUCUCUACUAAGGAAUUGCGAAAUAAAACCUUUAUUUCCCUUCAGACUCGACACUCGAAAUUAUUCAUGUUGAUAAUUUGAAAAUCUACUGGUUUUGACUGCCUCCAAUAGACGUGUAAAUAUAUCUCUCGCUGUGAGAACGAACACUUGGCUUUCGAUACGAAGAUGAAGAUUCUUUUGGGCCUAAUAUUUCUGUUCUGCGUUUUACCAAACGUUUUCCCGGAGGAACUAAAAGAAGAGGAUGAUUUAUUUGUCCAUCACAACUACGACCAAAUGAAGAGAUUUUUAAAUAAGUUAGCGAAGAAGUACCCGAAGCUCACUCGUGUUUACAGCAUUGGAAAGACAGUAGAAAAAAGAGACAUGUUAGUAAUGGAAAUAUCCGAUAACCCAGGGAAACAUGAACCAGGGGAACCAGAAUUCAAGUACAUUGGCAAUAUGCACGGCAACGAAGUGGUUAGUAGAGAAAUCCUUCUACAUUUGAUCAGGCAUUUGUUGGAGAACUAUAACAAGGAUGAGAAAAUCAAGAAACUGGUCGAUACGACAAGGAUCCACAUUAUGCCUUCCAUGAAUCCAGAUGGAUACGAAAAAUCCAAAGAGGGCGAUUGUGCUAGUGUUCAAGGCAGAGCCAACGCUCACCUUGUUGACUUGAACAGAAACUUCCCAGAUCAGUAUGAAAAACGAAAGCAACCAAUGCAACAAGAAACAAGGAACAUGAUAAAAUGGAUCCGAGAGAACCCUUUUGUGCUGUCUGCAAACCUUCAUGGAGGUUCCCUCGUAGCAAACUAUCCAUUUGAUGACUAUCCAGAUAACGAAAAGAGAAGUGGCACUACAAACCCAAGCCCUGAUGACAAGCUGUUCAAACAUUUAGCAAGUGUUUAUGCCAGAGCACAUCCAACCAUGCAUCUUGGAAAACCAGCCUGUUCUGAUGACCCUUCUGAAAUGUUCCCUGGAGGAAUAACGAAUGGAGCUCAAUGGUACCCAGUGGCUGGGGGAAUGCAAGAUUUUAACUAUCUGAAGAGCAAUGCUUUUGAAAUUACUGUAGAAGUCAGCUGCUGUAAAUUUCCUAGAGCAGAUAAACUGAAAGGUUUCUGGGAAGCAAACAAGCCUGCUUUACUAGCAUACCUAGACCAAGUACAUACUGGAAUCAAGGGUUUUGUUAAGGGAGAAAAGGGACAGCCUCUAAGUGGUGCUUCAAUUGAUGUAGAAGGACUUGGCCAUCCUGUCAGGUCUGCCAAAGGUGGUGAUUACUGGCGUCUUCUUUUACCUGGUGACUAUUUUGUACAAGUAAAACACCCAGGCCACAAGACUCUGAAGAAACGGGUCCAUGUUGAUCCUGGAUUAGCCAAAGAGGUCUCAUUCAUCAUGAAACCUGGUGAGUCAGAGAUAGAAGAGGAUAUGACAAACUUGGUUAAAAAAGAAGAGGUUCUUCAACCAGAGACCAAGAAAACAACCCCAGUGGCUCUUAUCAUUGGCUUGACCAUUGUCUGCAUUAUAGCUCUAAUCCUGGCCAUUGGUUUAGCAGUAAUGCUUACCAAACGACACAAGGAAAGAACCAAUUGUGAAGAUGGUUAUUCAAAGGUUUCUACUAAUGGUUAAUAAUUUUAAAUUCUAUGAACACUGUGUAUCACAUUAAAAAAAAUUUUUUUAUGGGUCAUUUAAAUGAUGCAACAUCUUAAAGCAAUCUUUCUUGUUUCUUUUUUACCAAAAAUUUGAAAGGGAAAAGAUUACAUUUAGGUGCUCAACUACUGUAGUGAUUUCACUCUAGAGAGAGAAGGGGAUGCUAAUUAGCAAUUAUAAGUCCUUGAGCUCGAAUGGGCUAUUGACUUAUAGGCCAUGAGAGCGAGAGCUAGGACUAACUGUUUUAGUCAAAUCUAACUAGUCUGUCAAAUAUAUAGUUAAAAACAAGUUUUGAAUUAAAGUUAAAUUUAAUGUUUUGGUUUUCAAAGAAGUGUGCACUCCUUGUUUCAAAGAGAUCAAUUCUUUUAGUUUUGGCGGUUCUUAUGCAAGUGCCGACACAAUUUGAGCUAUGGGAAAAAUUGCACAUUUGAAUGCACCCUCAAAAAUGUUUCACCAUAAAUUACAUGUAUAUUUAUACAAACACAUCGUCAUAUCAACACAGUGAUCAUUAUAUUCAUAUAAAUCCAAAUACUUUUUGUUAUGCAUUCGCCAUACUUUUCAACUAUAUAACAAUAAUCAACAUUCUGUUAGUAUUCUUCAGUUUCUAUGUGAUACACAGUGUUCUAUGAAGAAUGUGUAGUCUAUAUGUUAAUAUGAUAAUCCCCCCCCCCCCCUGGUGAAUUUUGAAUGAUGCUUACUUCUGUUGAUUUUGGAUUUAAAUAUAAAUUUUAUUCCCUGAUUAUGGACUACUAAGUCUGAAAAUGAGGAAUAAAAUGCAAAAACUUGUAUGUUGAAAAAACAUGUAGCUUUGUUUCCUGAAAAUUUAGAAGAUGCUAUCCUUACAAAGAGGUUCUUUACAAUGAACACUCAAGAUUAUAGACACCAUUUCAUUUUUCUCAUCUUCCAGUUCAGGGGUUGAUCCAGGGGUGGUGAAAGAGUGCCUAGUCACCCCGUUUUGCUCAAAUUUCUCAGUAUAUUGUCAGUAAUCGUCACCCCCUUUUCCUCAAAUUCCUGUUAAAACCUUUAUAAUAGUCACCCUCCCUUCUAAAAUUCCUGGAUCUGCUCCUGCAGUUGACUAAUAAGCAUUGGCUUACAAGGCAGAUGUUGUAUGAUGUUGGUGGGUUUUGAUGAUAGCUCAUUUGGUCAGUUUUUCUUUUAAAAGCUUAAUACAUAGACUUCACAUUCUUAAAUACAGAAAUUCGUAAUUAUGAAAUACAUUGGAAAAUAAUAUAAAUGAAGCUGUUUUGGUCAAAAACAUCAACAUGGCUCACACUUUAGUAUGCGGGUAAACAUUACUAUAAGUUAAUCAUUAAUAUUAAUCAUUAAGUUUAGGGCUCCAGAAAACUUACCAAUUCAGCAAAAAAUUCCUUUUAUUUUUUUAAUAAGGCCUUGGUUCUUUUAAAAUUUGUAAAUGUCUCAGAAUAGAUGUUUGGGUAAGAGGAUAGAAUAGCUUCAAAUCUAUCAAAGAUGGUCGUGUAUAUAUAUCUUUAAGUUUAAUUUAUUAGUCUGAGAUAGAAAAGAGAUGUAAAGUUUAAUGCUUGGACUCUGAAGCUGUCAGAAAUCUUUAACUGUGUUGGGGGAAAUUUCCCCUUUCCUUGGAAGCUAUAUUGAUUGUUUCAGAAUAAUGUAAAACUAACAGUUUCAGAUGGGUUAUUGUACCUACUUUUCUCACUUGAGAACCUAAAAAAUAAUUAGAACAAUACUUGAACUAUACAGAAGACACGGAGGGUCUUGAAAUAACUAAGGAGUUAAAUGGUUAGAGGUUGAACUGGAAGGGGUAUAAGAAUCAAAUACAAUGGCCCUUAAUAUCAAAACACUGUACCCUGCUUGGCAGAUACUUUCUGUUUUUCUUCUCUCCUUAUUGAGUAUUGAGAAACAGGAAACCUCGGUCAGAGCAGGGUAAACAACACUGUAAUGGUAAUUUAUAGAUACACAUCAAGACAUCUUUGAGGAGAUUUAACUUUAUUCAUUUAAAAUUAAAAUUCAAUAGGUGCGCAACAAGUGGAAACGACAUUAAUAGUAUUCCUCAUACUUGUGUUCAAAAGUAAUUUAAUCCAAUAAAUUAAGUGAAUAGAUACAAAUAAAAUUGAAAGUUUGGGGAAAA
This is a messenger RNA of Actinia tenebrosa (Australian red waratah sea anemone), 4085 nucleotides long. RefSeq names its product carboxypeptidase D. Gene Ontology annotation, molecular function: metallocarboxypeptidase activity; zinc ion binding. Gene Ontology annotation, biological process: protein processing; peptide metabolic process. The record is from RefSeq and is a predicted model, not a curated record. NCBI's taxonomy places the organism in Eukaryota, Metazoa, Cnidaria, Anthozoa, Actiniaria, Actiniidae.